Messenger RNA from Echinops telfairi (small Madagascar hedgehog), 1199 nucleotides. RefSeq names its product family with sequence similarity 221 member A (gene FAM221A). The transcript is spliced from 7 exons. The record is from RefSeq and is a predicted model, not a curated record. Bases 1 to 897 code for a protein of 298 amino acids. Lineage: Eukaryota; Metazoa; Chordata; Mammalia; Afrosoricida; Tenrecidae.
AUGGAGCGGCUGGCGUUGCCCGCCGGCGGCGCGGAGGCCGUGGAAGAGUACUUGGAGUACCGACGAAUUGUUGGCGAGGAUGAUGGAGGGAAACUUCUUACUCCUGAAGAAUAUGAAGAAUACAAACGAAAAGUUUUACCUACGCGCUUACAGAACCGAUUAUAUGUGAGCUGGCGCUCACCGACUGGAAUGGAUUGUAAACUUGUGGGCCCAGAGACUCUGUGUUUUUGUACACAUAGGUACAAACAACAUCAAACUGACUUUGCAACGAUGCCACAGCAGAGGCCCAUCAGUCUGCCCUGCCGAGUGACUGGCUGCCAGUGCAGGGCAUACCUGUACGUCCCCUUGAACGGCACGCAGCCCAUUCGCUGCAGGUGCAAGCACUUCGCUGAUCAGCACCAUGCUGCAGCCGGCUUUACGUGCACGGCGUGUUCCAAGUGUUCAGGAUUUCAUAGCUGCUUCACCUGUGCUUGUGGCCAGCCUGCAUAUACCCAUGAGACAGUAGUGGAAACAAAGCAAGAGAGACUGGCGCAGGGAAAACCAGUAGGACGAGAUGUUCCGUAUGCGGCCAUGGGAGGAUUAACUGGCUUCAGCUCACUGGCUGACGGCUACAUGCGAUUAGAUGACAGCGGGAUUGGCACACCUCCAAUUGAAUUUUUAGAAUCUCCAGUUACAGUCCGGGACCACCCAUUUGUAAAAGCAUUUCAGGCUUCAUCAAGUUCUCCACAAACAAAGUCAACAGAUGAAGGCACAAGUAGUCAAGUUUCUUCCGUAAGGAGAUCUGAAGAGGAUGAUACGGCUUUCUUUGAAAGACGAUACCAAGAAAGGAUGAAAAUGGAAAAGGCUGCUAAACAGAAGGGAAAAGCACCAUUGCCAUCAACUUCAAAACCUUCAUGAAGAUUAUGGAGAAAUUGAAACUUAACCAGAUAUAAUUUUUCAUGUUUAUUUAAGUAGAACAGUUAAUUUUUCUCUUAAGUAAAUUACUUCUUUUUUUGUCUCAAAGUCUCCUUUGGAUACUUCCUUAAUUUAUAUAACUUUUGAUUUAUUAAUUUGUAUAUACUUUUUAUCUCUCAAAAAUGAGGUUAUUUUUAUAUGAGCCAAAACAUGAAAGGAUGUAAAUAUUUUUAAUUUAAUAUAAUUUAACUUUUUAUGGCAGCUUCAGAAAUUAAAGAUGUUAGUGAGGGUUCUGAAGAAAUAUA